Brienomyrus brachyistius is the source of this 3926-nucleotide messenger RNA. RefSeq lists its product as uncharacterized. Lineage: Eukaryota; Metazoa; Chordata; Actinopteri; Osteoglossiformes; Mormyridae. The record is from RefSeq and is a predicted model, not a curated record. The transcript has a single exon. The coding region runs from base 544 to 3804 and encodes 1086 amino acids.
UCGAGGCUUUGCGGCUCGCUCCCUAUGUAAAGUCUACACCUUACUUGGCAUCACUGGAGCUGCAAAAAGAAAAGCCAUCAAGUCCACCACAGAGGCUGCAGAGAGAGCCUCCAGGUGGAUUUGGAUGAAGAGGUCUGAAACGUGGGCCAAUGCUGCUGGGACACAAGUUGGGGCCUGAUCAGCCCUGGCUGGGUCGCCUGAAGGAGGGUGUCUGAUGUUGCGAGACCCGAAACACCCAAAGAUCUCAGGAAACAUCACUGAUGAUGUGUCCCAGGGCAUCUACGGAUGUAUCUAUUCACCUUUUUAACUGGCGUGACCAGUGACCCCCAGGAAGAGACUGGGUGACAACCAAGUAAGAUUGGUGACAACUGGAGAGACAGUGACAGCACGGAAAGACGGCAGUUGGGGCAGGAAGGGUUAGCAGCCCAACCUGCAUCUCCUGUGAGGGAGAACCCAGAAUAAGCUACAGAUCAACCCACAGAUAAACACCCCCAGGGGAGCCCGAGAGGGGGGGAGGAUGAGCACCCCAUUAGGACGGACCUAAUGACGACAACUUCUGAAAACGGAAUAUCGACGACGAGCAGAUGCUUUUGCGGCAAGGUCUGCAAGAACGCCCGAGGCCUAAAGAUCCAUCAGAGCCGGAUGAAAUGCUUGGAGCAGGAGAGCGCAGCACAACGCACAGGAAUAACGCCUGGUGAGACGCAGGAGGAGCCUGGCCCGGAGACAACCCACAGUGCCCAGAACCUCCAAGUGCCCAGCACUCCAACUCCCAGCAGAGUAGUCCAGAAUCAUCGUAUUAAGUGGCCUCAAGCGAAGCAGCAUGGGCUGUGGCAGCAGUUUGAUGAUGAUACAUCUAGAAUUGUCAACUCAACAGCAAAGGGAGGCGUAGAAAGCCGACUGAAGUACCUGACCACCAUUAUAACAAGUUUUGGGGCCGAAAGGUUUGGCGUCGAGCAGGCCAAGUCCAGUAAGCCCACUUACAUCAACAACCGGAGGGCAGACAAAGUCCACCAUUUACGAAAAGAACUGCGUACACUGGCAAAGCAGUUCAAGGUAGCAGAUGAAGAGGAAAAGCCACCUCUCGCGGAGCUUCGACACACUAUCCGGAAGCAGCUUAAGACCCUGCGCAGAGCUGAAUGGCAUAGGAGACGGAGGGUGGAGAGAGCCAGGAAGCGAAGUUCCUUCAUAGCCAACCCCUUUCGUUUUGCUAAGCAGUUGUUGGGACAGAAACGAAGCGGACGUCUCGAGUGUUCCCAGGAAGAGGUGGACAACUUUCUGCACAACACCCUCAGCGACCCAGUCAGAGAGCAAGGACUUGGACCACAGACAGCCCUUAGGGUCAUGCCAACCCCUACAGUGGAGUUUAACACCUCAGAACCCACUUGGAAGGAAGUCCAGGAGGUGGUAACAGCAGCCAGAGCCAGCUCCACUCCAGGCCCCAGUCAAGUACCCUAUAAGGUGUACAAGCGCUGUCCAAACCUCCUCAGAAUUCUAUGGAAGUUGCUGCGAGUGAUUUGGCGGAGGGGAACCAUUGCAGACCAAUGGAGACAGGCGGAGGGUGUCUGGAUACCAAAGGAGGAGAACUCAACCAGGCUGGAGCAGUUCCGAUCCAUUUCACUUCUCAGUGUGGAGGGGAAGGUCUUCUUCAGUAUCCUUUCCAGAAGGAUGACAGACUUCCUCUUGAAGAACAAGUACAUCGACACCUCAGUACAGAAAGGUGGCAUUCCUGGAGUUCCUGGCUGCCUAGAACACACCGGAGUAAUUACCCAGCUGAUCAGGGAGGCACGAGAAGGGAAGGGGGACCUGGCAGUGCUGUGGCUGGACCUAGCUAACGCAUAUGGGUCAAUUCCCCACAAGCUGGUGGAAACCACUCUGGACCGUCAUUACAUACCCGAUAAGAUCAAGGACCUCAUCCUGAACUACUAUGGGAACUUCAGGUUGAGAGUGACAUCAGGGAGCAUAACAUCCAAUUGGUAUCGGCUCGAGAAAGGGAUUAUAACUGGUUGUACAAUCUCAGUUAUCCUGUUUGCCCUUGCCAUGAAUAUGUUGGUGAAGGCAGCUGAGAUGGAGUGUAGAGGCCCCCUGUCCAAGUCUGGAAUUCGUCAGCCCCCCAUUCGAGCCUUCAUGGAUGACCUGACAGUUACCACUACGUCAGUGCCUGGAUGCCGGUGGAUCCUUCAAGGCCUGGAAAAGCUCAUUUGUUGGGCUAGGAUGAGCUUUAAACCAAUCAAAUCUAGGUCCAUGGUCCUGAAGAGAGGGAAAGUGGUGGACAAGUUUCGCUUCUGUGUGGACGGUGAAACGAUACCAACGAUCACUGAGAAACCAGUCGUAAGCCUAGGCAAGGUUUUCGACUGCAGCCUCAGAGACACAGCAUCGGUCCGAAUUACCAUUAAGAAGCUUGAAGCCUGGUUGUCCACAGUAGAUAAAUCUGGCCUUCCUGGCAGGUUCAAGGCAUGGUUAUACCAACAUGGCAUUCUGCCCCGCAUCCUCUGGCCGCUGUUAGUGUACGAGGUGACUAUGUCCACUGUUGAGACCCUGGAGAGAAAGAUCAGCUCUUUCCUCCGAAGAUGGCUAGGCCUGCCACGCAGUCUAACUAGUGCAGCAUUAUACAGCAGAAGCAACAAACUCCAGCUUCCUUUCAGCAGCCUGGAGGAGGAAUUUAGAGUUUCUCGUACAAGAGAGGCACUUGUUUAUCGAGAAUCCAGCGACUCCAGAGUUGCUUCAGCAGGCAUUGUGGUGAAGACUGGCAGGAAGUUCAGAGCUCAAGAGGGGCUAGAACUGGCAGAAUCUCGUCUAAGGCACAGGGCUUUGGUGGGCACGGUGGCCGUUGGACGAGCAGGGCUGGGGUUAUUCCCACAGCCACGGUUCCACCGGGCCCAGGGAAAGGACAGACGCCACCUUGUCCUGGAGGAGGUACGGUCAGGUGUUGAGGAGGUGAGGACCAGCAGGAUGGUGAGCAUGCAGCAGCAAGGAGCAUCAGCAAGAUGGGAAGGAGCGCUGGGGAGGAAGCUGACCUGGAAUGACAUCUGGAAGGCAGAGCCACAGCGUAUCAAGUUCAUGGUCCAAGCUGUGUACGAUGUGCUACCAAGCCCUGCUAACUUAUACGUCUGGGGGAAGUGCGACCUUUCAACGUGUCCCCAGUGCCCAGGAAGGGGCACAUUGGAGCACAUCCUUAGCAGCUGCCCAGCAGCCCUUGGAGGUGGACGCUACCGCUGGCGCCAUGACCAGGUGCUGAAGACAGUAGCUGAGACCAUAGCUACUGCAGUGGCUAACAAUAUACACACCCGAAGCCGGAGGGUAGUACCCUUUGUGAAAGCUGGAGAGAAGCCACGACCACAGUCAAUUCCAACAUCCAGCCUACUUUCAUCGGCAUCAGACUGGGAACUGCGAGUUGACUUGGGCAAGCAGCUCAAGUUUCCAGAGUAUGUUACAUCAACCGCAUUGAGACCAGAUGUAGUGCUGACUUCUGUUUCUUCCAAGCAAGUUCUCUUAUUAGAAUUAACAGUCCCUUGGGAGGACCGCAUGGAAGAAGCCAACGAACGGAAGCGGCUUAAAUACCAAGAGCUCAUAGAGGAAUGUCGGAGAAGGGGCUGGAAAGCCCGCUGCGAGCCAAUAGAGGUGGGAUGUCGAGGCUUUGCGGCUCGCUCCCUAUGUAAAGUCUACACCUUACUUGGCAUCACUGGAGCUGCAAAAAGAAAAGCCAUCAAGUCCACCACAGAGGCUGCAGAGAGAGCCUCCAGGUGGAUUUGGAUGAAGAGGUCUGAAACGUGGGCCAAUGCUGCUGGGACACAAGUUGGGGCCUGAUCAGCCCUGGCUGGGUCGCCUGAAGGAGGGUGUCUGAUGUUGCGAGACCCGAAACACCCAAAGAUCUCAGGAAACAUCACUGAUGAUGUGUCCCAGGGCAUCUACGGAUGUAUCUAUUCACC